CGGCAACCGAUUUAAAUGCCCGCAAAAGCAUGCGAUGAACACAUGACUCGUGUUUACGACUGUUGGUCUGUUUGUGUGAUUAGUUUUGCACUGAAUUUAGUAAUUAUGCCGAAAGUGAGACCACAGAAGAAGUCGAGACAACACAAUGAGAUCCAGAAACAGGGCAUUGGUUUCGACAAGAGUUUGGGUCAACACAUCCUUAAGAACCCUCUGGUGAUCACUAAUAUGAUUGAAAAGGCCAGCUUAAGACCGACGGACACAGUGCUGGAAGUGGGUCCGGGAACCGGUAACAUGACUGUCAAACUGCUGGACAAAUGCAAACAAGUGGUUGUCUGCGAAGUGGACACAAGACUUGUGGCCGAACUCCAGAAGAGAGUGCAGUCGACGUCACUGCAGACCAAACUGAAGAUAAUAGUGGGCGACGUCUUGAAGAAAGAGUUGCCAUUCUUCGACGUCUGCGUGGCUAACCUUCCGUAUCAGAUAUCGUCGCCAUUUGUGUUCAAACUGCUACUCCACAGACCAUUCUUCAGGAGCGCUGUAUUGAUGUUUCAGAAGGAGUUCGCGCAGCGAUUGGUCGCCAAACCGGGAGAUAAGAUGUAUUGCAGACUAUCGGUCAACACUCAGCUGUUGUCUCGCGUGGAUGUGUUGAUGAAAGUGGCGAAAAACAACUUCCGUCCGCCGCCUAAAGUGGAGUCCAGUGUCAUCCGUUUGGAACCGAUUAAUCCGCCGCCGAAUAUCAACUUCAAAGAGUGGGACGGAUUGCUGAGGAUCUGCUUUAUGCGCAAAAAUAAGACACUUUCCGCUCAAUUCAAACACAAUUACGUGAUUGAGAUGUUGUCCCAUAACUACCGCAUCCACUGUUCACUCAAUAACAUUGCAAUCGAAGACAACUUCGAUAUCAAAGACAUGAUCCAACAGAUCCUCAAAGACAGUGAUUUCGACAGUAAAAGGGCGCGAACUAUGGAUAUCGACCACUUCCUCGCACUUCUUCACGCCUUCAACACUAAUGGCAUUCAUUUCACAUAAUUUUAAAUCAUUUAUUAUAAGACUAUAAAAAUUGUAAUUAAUUUAAUACAACAAUAAAACAAUCGAUGCG
Molecule: messenger RNA, 1096 nt
Organism: Oppiella nova
Lineage: Eukaryota; Metazoa; Arthropoda; Arachnida; Sarcoptiformes; Oppiidae
Source: the annotation of a GenBank genome assembly